Messenger RNA from Wasmannia auropunctata (little fire ant), 1714 nucleotides. RefSeq names its product NAD(P)H-hydrate epimerase (gene Naxe). The record is from RefSeq and is a predicted model, not a curated record. The coding region runs from base 163 to 984 and encodes 273 amino acids. Gene Ontology annotation, cellular component: mitochondrion. Gene Ontology annotation, molecular function: NAD(P)HX epimerase activity. The transcript has a single exon. Lineage: Eukaryota; Metazoa; Arthropoda; Insecta; Hymenoptera; Formicidae.
GGCCGCGGGUUGUUAUUGUUGAUAACACGAUGACACGAACUUUCAAGAGACGAGGAUAGCAGUACGUUGCACGACUUGCACGCAAAAGUAAACUCAGGGUGCCAUCCCAUGGCAUAGGUCGAGCGAUUCGAAUUCAGCAAGCCGAAGUCAAAUCGUCGGUAGAUGCUGCAGCUCGUAAGGCGCACUGUGAGAUCGCGAAGCGUCAAGCGGAUCAGCUGGUUUGCAGUCAACAAAUCGUUCGUCGUCCCGCUCGCGGAAAGGAGGUACAGCAGGAUGGUGAAGUUUCUGAAUCAGACGGAGGCUAUCAACAUCGACAAGGACCUGUUCGAGAGGUACAGGUUCAGCGUCGAUCAGCUGAUGGAGCUGGCCGGGCAGAGCUGCGCCGUUGCGAUCGCGAGGUCUUACCCGCUUUCGGCGGACUCCCCGAGCCGGGUGCUGGUGUGCUGCGGGCCCGGCAACAACGGCGGCGACGGCCUGGUCUGCGCGAGGCACCUCAAGCACUUCGGAUACUCGCCGGAGAUCUACUAUCCGAAGAGGCCGAGUAACGGGCUGUACGAGAGGCUGUUGCAUCAAUGCGUCGAGAACGGCAUUCCAGUGCUGGAGAAUCGGCGCAUAGAGGAAGCGGCCGACUCCGCGGUUUUGCGCGAAUACGCGAUCGUGGUGGACGCCCUUCUGGGAUUCAGUUUCAGACCGCCGGUCAGAGAGCCGUUCGUCCGCAUCAUCGACAUGCUGAGAGACACGAGCGUUCCUAUUUGCAGCGUGGACAUACCGUCGGGCUGGGACGUCGAGAGAGGCCCGCCCGCGGACGGUGGCAUAAAGCCGCAAGUGCUGAUAUCUCUAACGGCACCGAAGAUGUGCGCGUCCAAGUUCGACGGGAGGUUUCACUACCUGGGCGGACGAUUCGUGCCUGAGAAGCUGGAGUCGCAGUACGAUCUCAAUCUACCGAAAUACCCCGGCACAGACCUCGUCGUUCAGCUGUGCUGACAGCCUGACACAUAUGCGUAUAUAAAUCCUGAUGCGUUAGAAAAGUGUGCAAAACUGAAUUUUACCUUCUUUUCAAAUGUUACUCCGAAUUUUAUUAGACGCUUGAAAAACGGUACUCGAUUAAAAUACAAUUUCUACAAGUCUCAAACGAUCGUACGCAAUUCACAUCUCUCGUUUCAAGUUCCCAAUUAUUUAUAAAGAUAUUUAAAUUAUACAUAAUUAAUAUUAUGUAUAUUAAUAUAUUUGUUUAUAUACAUCUGUUACAAUUUAUAUUUGAUUGUUCUUAAAUAUAAUCAACGUUUCCUACCAUCAACCUUUCCGUAUUUUGUUGUACGAAUUCAAUGUAAACAAUCGUAUAGGAUCUAUUCAUAAUAAAUGCGAAUUUUUAUAGACAGUUAUUUUAGGUUUACGUUGAAUAUCUUGGCAUCGAAACAUUACUAAUUCGGUAAAACAACAAAAUAGCGAUCGCGUCAACGGAGACGUGAGCCACGUGGUUGAGGUUAAUAAUCUGUCUUACCGAUCAAACAUUAUCACGCAGCAGGUGGUGACCUCAUUCUUGAAGCUUGAAGCUCCACGAAAAACAUGGAGGAAGGGAGAUAGACGGUGAGGCCUGCAUUGCCGAGUUCUUAUCUUCUAUGUGUAGAGAAAAUCGUUGUACAUUUGAUAUAUUUAUGAAAUAUAUGCCUUAAUAACGCGUAAUUGCACAUGCAAAAGAGUGGCAGUUUUUUUU